Bombina bombina (fire-bellied toad) is the source of this 669-nucleotide messenger RNA. Its product is annotated as pulmonary surfactant-associated protein C-like. The record is from RefSeq and is a predicted model, not a curated record. Gene Ontology annotation, biological process: respiratory gaseous exchange by respiratory system. Bases 1 to 669 code for a protein of 222 amino acids. Gene Ontology annotation, cellular component: alveolar lamellar body; extracellular region. NCBI's taxonomy places the organism in Eukaryota, Metazoa, Chordata, Amphibia, Anura, Bombinatoridae. The transcript is spliced from 7 exons.
AUGCCCAUACAAGCUGCAAAAUCCUCCUUCCUGGCUCUGCGCGUUGCAGGGUUUUUCUUUAAUAACAAUUCAUACAACUUUGUCCCUAAAAUGAAUGACAAAAAGAAGACAUGGGCGUGGUCUGUUGUCGUUUUGAUGCUCCUGGCAGUGAUCGUGGUUGGGGCGACCUUGAUUGGCGUUUAUAUGACUCAGAAGCACACCGAAGCUAUUGUAGAAAUGGCUUUCCAUGACAAGAGUGGAGAAAGAGUGCAGCAAACUAUAAUGGUGAAUGAAGAGGAAAAUGUUGCAGCAUUUUACGUCAAUGCCAAUAAUGUCUCAUCCACUAUUGUAUAUGACUACAAACAUAAAAUCAUUGCAUUCAGACGCAUGAGCAGUAACAAAUGCUAUGUUAUGAAUAUGACCAGCAAUAAUUCACCAAAAAUAACAGACAUUUUAAAGGGGAUCAAACGCUUCCAGUCAAAGAACACCACAAGUGAAAAUGAUAUGUCCUAUGACAUUAUGGAAGGGGAUGAAGCAGAUCGCUCACAGCUGGGUGUCACUGUAAAUGUCCUCUGCAGUGAGGUCCCAAUUUACUGGGCAACACAGAACACGUCAGAACACCUCCGCUGGAAGCUUUCUAUCAAGUUCAAUAUCUUUGGAUUUGAAGUGUCCAUAAACUUUGAGUCCUGA